AUGGCGGCGGCGGCGUUGCGCGGCGGCUGGUGCCGCUGUCCGCGGAGAUGCCUUGGGAGUGGCGUCCAGUUACUUUCCAGCCACAGCCUCCCCCAUGGUUCAGCCUAUCAGAUCCCCCGACCAGGCAGAGAGCUGCUAUGGUCCAAAUCAUACUCUUCCGGAAACAGAAAAGGCUUUCUGUCCGGCUUACUUGACAACAUCAAGCAAGAGUUAGCCAAAAACAAAGAGAUGAAAGAAAGUAUAAAAAAGUUCCGAGACGAGGCCAAGAAGCUGGAAGAGUCGGACGCGCUCCAGGAAGCCCGGAGGAAAUACAAAACCAUCGAGUCAGAGACGGUGCGCACCAGCGAGGUGAUCAAGAAGAAGCUGGGGCAGCUCACAGGGACGGUGAAGGAGAGUCUUGACGAGGUCAGUAGGAGCGACUUGGGCAGGAAGAUCAAGGAGGGGGUGGAGGAAGCUGCCAAGACGGCCAAGCAGUCGGCCGAGUCCGUGUCCAGGGGCGGGGAGAAGCUGGGCAGGACGGCGGCCUUCAAGGCCAUCUCCCAGGGCGUGGAGUCGGUGAAGAAGGAGCUCGACGAGAGCGUGCUGGGACAGACGGGGCCCUACCGCAGGCCCGAGCGGCUCCGGAAAAGGACGGAGUUCGCAGGAGAAAAGUUCAAAGAAGAGAAAGUGUUUGAACCCAACGCGGAGGCGCUGGGGGUCGUGCUGCACAAGGACUCCAGGUGGUACCAGCAGUGGAAGGACUUCAGGGACAACAACGUGGUGUUCAACCGCUUCUUUGAGAUGAAGAUGAAGUAUGACGAGAGCGACAACGUGCUCAUCCGGGCGUCGCGGGCCCUGACGGACAAGGUCACCAACGUGCUGGGGGGCCUGUUCUCCAAGACGGAGAUGUCGGAGGUGCUCACCGAGAUCCUGCGUGUGGACCCAGCCUUCGACAAAGACCGGUUCCUGAAGCAGUGCGAGAGUGACAUCAUCCCCAACGUCCUGGAGGCCAUGAUUUCUGGAGAGCUCGACAUUCUCAAAGACUGGUGCUAUGAAGCUACCUACAGCCAGCUGGCCCACCCGAUCCAGCAGGCCAAGGCCCUGGGCCUCCAGUUCCACUCCCACAUCCUCGACAUCGACAACGUGGACCUGGCCAUGGGCAAAAUGAUGGAGCAGGGCCCGGUGCUGAUCAUUACCUUCCAGGCCCAGCUGGUGAUGGUGAUCCGGAACCCCAAGGGGGAGGUGGUCGAGGGUGACCCGGACAAGGUGCUGCGCAUGCUGUACGUGUGGGCGCUGUGCCGGGACCAGGACGAGCUCAAUCCCUACGCAGCCUGGCGCCUGCUGGACAUCUCCGCCUCCAGCACCGAGCAGAUCCUCUGAGGCUGCGGCCACCAGGGAGCUCCAGGGCUGGACCAUCGCGGGCAGACGCCCAGGGGCGCCACCCGCCGCAGGCCUCUGGGGACAGGACUGUGUUCCCGGGCGGCUGCCGAGCCAGCCGGCCAAGCAAGCGCCGCGCUGCUGAGAGUGCCCGGCCACGGAGACAGAUGCUCUCCGCCCUCCGCAGGGCUGCCGGGACACCAGGGAGACGGCCACACAGUGCCAGAGGUCCCUGCCCCAGGACUCCCGGGGGAGGGGAGAGGGUGGUGGGACCCGGCCCACUGCGGCGCGUCCCCGGAGGCGUUAGCCAGCGCAUUGUAGGACGUUUUUAUUUUCAGUGCCCUUACUUGCUGUACGUAAGCCUGAGAUUUGGAAACAAUAAACACCAAAGCGCAGACCGCA
Molecule: messenger RNA, 1758 nt
Organism: Chinchilla lanigera (long-tailed chinchilla)
Lineage: Eukaryota; Metazoa; Chordata; Mammalia; Rodentia; Chinchillidae
Gene: Timm44
Product: translocase of inner mitochondrial membrane 44 homolog (yeast)
Exons: 13
Coding region: 1-1359 (452 amino acids)
Biological process (GO): protein import into mitochondrial matrix
Cellular component (GO): mitochondrial inner membrane
Molecular function (GO): protein-folding chaperone binding
Source: RefSeq, a predicted model, not a curated record